Messenger RNA from Triticum aestivum (bread wheat), 1797 nucleotides. Its product is annotated as protein IQ-DOMAIN 22. The coding region runs from base 182 to 1570 and encodes 462 amino acids. NCBI's taxonomy places the organism in Eukaryota, Viridiplantae, Streptophyta, Magnoliopsida, Poales, Poaceae. The record is from RefSeq and is a predicted model, not a curated record. The transcript has 4 exons. Gene Ontology annotation, molecular function: protein binding.
CCUAGACUCUUCCUUUCCGUCCUGAACCUGUUUCUUCUCUGGCAAGCCUGUGCCUGCGCGCGCCUCGCCGUUUUGGUUUUCAUCUCCCGCUCUUUCUCCCCCCUCCCUGCUCCGGCCAAGUGCUGGAACCAAGAGAAGGCGAUGGGGGCGGCGGCGGAGGAGCAGUAGCAGGGGGGAGGGGAUGGGGUGGGCUUCAAGGUGGCUCCGCGGGCUGCUUGGCGGCGGCAAGAAGGCCGGCGAGCACAAGCCGGAGAGGGAGAAGAAGCGCUGGGGCUUCGGCAAGUCCUUCCGGGAGAAGGACCCGGUGCGUCCACCGGCGCCGCCGGUGCAGCGGGCGGCGACGCCCCGCCGCACCUAUGCGGCGUCGGAUGACGGCGGCGACGAGCAGAACAAGCGCGCUAUCGCCGUGGCCGCGGCGACGGCGGCGGUGGCCGAGGCCGCCGUUGCCGCGGCGCAGGCGGCCGCCGCCGUGGUGCGGCUGACCAGCAGUGGCCGGUGCCCGCCGGCCGGGGCGAAGCACGAGGAGUGGGCGGCCGUCCGGAUCCAGGCCGCUUUCCGUGGCUACCUGGCGAGGCGCGCACUGAAGGCGCUCCGCGGGCUGGUGAAGCUGCAGGCGCUGGUCCGCGGCAACAUCGUCCGGCGGCAGGCGGCCGAGACGCUCCGGUGCAUGCAGGCGCUCGUCAGCGUGCAGUCCCGCGCGCGCGCCACCCGCGCCACCCGCUCCCGGCAGGCCGCAGCACACCCGGGCGCGACGACGCCGGAGAAGUACGAGCAGGCGGCUUAUGAUGGCGCGCUCAGGCACGGCCGCUCCGGCUCACUGAAGGGAGGGUCGUCAAAGACACCGGGCAGCGAGAGGAUGAGCAGGGAGAGGUCAGAAUCUUGCGGGAGGAACUGGCUGGAUCGGUGGGUGGAGGAGAGGUACAUGGAUGACGAGAAGAACGCCAAGAUUCUCGAGGUGGACCCCGGCAAGCCCGGCCGGCACGCAUCCAAGAGGCGAAGCAGCAGCGGCGGCCACCACCACCAGUCGUCGUGCUCGACCAGGACGUCCGAGCAGAACAGCCGGAGCUACGCGACGAUGCCGGACUCGCCGUCCAGGGACUCAACCACGGCGCAGCAGUCCGUGCCCAGCCCGUCAUCGGUGGGCAUGGGCGCGGCGGAGGCCCUGAGCCCGCUGCGCCUGCCGGCGGACCUGGCGGCGGAGCUGUACGAGAGCCCGCAGUUCUUCUCGGCGACGUCGCGGGCGGGGAGCUCGAAGCGGGGCGGCGCCUUCUUCACGCCGACCAAGAGCGAGUGCGCGCGCAGCCUCUUCGGCGGCUACUCCGACUACCCCAACUACAUGUCCAACACGGAGUCGUUCCGGGCCAAGGCGCGGUCGCAGAGCGCGCCCAAGCAGCGGCCGCUGUACGAGAAGUCCGGGUCCCUCCGGAAGGCGUCGGCCCACGCCUUCGCGCCGGGGGCGGCGGCGGGGCAGAGGUCGUCGGCGUCGGCGUCCCUGCACGCCAAGUUCACAAAUAAGGCGUACCCUGGCUCCGGCCGGCUGGACCGGCUGGGCAUGCCUGUCAAGUACUGAAUCCUGCUGCCAUGUGAGCAGUGUUGAGAACAGGGUUCAGGUCAGUGUGUCCCAAGACCCCAACGAGGGUGAAGUAAAGUUAGUAGCGGCAGUUUGUUAGGUUUGAGCUUUUGUGGUGUGCUAUUACCGUCAGAAAGUACUUUCCUGUUAAUGACCGUGACUGGUUAAGUGUAAGUUGUACUGGUGUUCCCGCAAAAAAAAGUGUAAGUUGCUAGUAAUCACCCAAA